AUGAUCUUCUCUCCGGCAAAUGGCCUGUUCAACCCUUUCAAGAGCAAGUACAACGUGCCCGAAGACAUUGCGAAAUCUGUUCUUAAACGCGAACAAGGGAGAUGUAUCAUAACUGGAUGUGCUGAUCCAGACGCGCUGACAGUUGCUUGGCUGAUUCCACCCCUCUUCGUGAAACAUCUUUAUCAUGUCAGGGGAAACAGAGAAUACACAAGAUAUUCCGAAAUAACCAAGCCGGGCAACGCGAUCACAUUGCGUAAAGAUCUGGAGGAUGCAUUUUUGGACGGAGCCUUUGGAAUUGACGUAGAUGAAGAUUACCGGCUUGUGAUGUUUCGAGACAUUGGCCCGGCAGGGCAUACUCUCAAGGGAUUAAACGUGAAGGCUUAUUUCCGUAGCCCGGACGUCGAGGCACAGCGCACAGGACCAGAGGACAUAUUCCUCCGUGCCCAACUUGUCAACUGCAUUUAUGUCAAUUUCCACGGGGGUGAUAUAAAUGCCCAAUGGACACCCGGAAUGAUAAGGGAAAAGGAGGACGAACUGGGCUUGAGCCCACGAAGUGAUUUUCGUCGUCCAAGAAAAAAUAAACGAUGGGAAGACGAGCUGGCUCAGAUUGUGCAUGAGCUUCAUUAUGGUAGACCUUUUGGGGACCAUGACGACAAUAGUGACACAGAGUACGAUUCGGAGGUCUAUAGUGACUCGGAAAGGGGUGGAGGUGGUAGAAAUGAGGGUGAUAGCUCGAGCAACGAGUCUAAUCUGGAUAAAUAG
Psilocybe cubensis is the source of this 762-nucleotide messenger RNA. RefSeq lists its product as uncharacterized. The coding region runs from base 1 to 762 and encodes 253 amino acids. The transcript has 5 exons. The record is from RefSeq and is a predicted model, not a curated record. Lineage: Eukaryota; Fungi; Basidiomycota; Agaricomycetes; Agaricales; Agrocybaceae.